CUUCGUACCUGCUCGGUGGGUAAUCGUCAGCCUUCGGUAAUUUCCGUGCAACGUCGGCUAUUUCCGUGGAUUAAUCGGCGCCUGUCUCCUUUGGAAGGCGCAGUUUCCUUUACAAAAAUCGCCGAUUUCUAACAGAUUGUAGCGGAAGAAAACAACAGCCGCUGGUCAACAUGGCUAUGCCGGGGCCUGAUGACCCCAUGGGCACCCCACCCCCUCAAGGUCCCACAACUCCGCAACAACAGAGCCUACCCCCUCCACCGACCCCCCCUCAGGGGCCAGGACCUCAGCAGGGCCAGCCAGGGGGGUACACCCCAGGAGGGUACACCCCAGAAAACAUCAGUCUACUGCAUAAGGCAUUAGACUCCAUGCAGGAGAAAGGGAUGACAGAUGACCCUCGCUAUGCCCAGCUCAUGGCCAUGGCCAAACGUGCCCAACAGGGGGGUGGACCCCCUCCACCCAACAUGGGCCCCCCUCCAUCCGGACCAGGUAUGGACGGCCCAGAUCAUCCAGGGGGGUAUGGCCCCAAUCAGAUUGAACCCCCUCCGUCAUCAGGAGAAGGGCCACCACAUCCCCCCUCCAGCCAGGGGGUACCCCCUGGGCCCCCGCGUCCCUCCCCCUUCAACUCGUCCCAGAUCCAGCAGCUGCGGGCACAGAUCAUGGCGUACAAGCUGCUGGCUCGUAACCAGUCGCUGCCAGAGUCCCUGAGUCUCGCCGUGCAGGGGAAGCGGUAUCCCAUGCCGGGGCAGUUCCAGAGGCCACAAGGAAUGGGCAGUCCCAACCCCAUGCAGGGGGGUAUGCCCCCCUCGGGUGGGCCUAUGCAGGGGGGAGCGCCCGUCCCCCCUCCAGGUGGUGCUGUUCCAAAUGUGGGUCCCUGGGGGCCGAAGGGGCCGAUGACCCCACAGCAGCAGCCAAUGAAAAUGCAACCUCCCCCUCAGCAGCGACAGCCGGUGCCUGGUCAGGGCGGCGCCCCCCAGCAGCCGUCGCCGGGAUCGCAGGCAUCGCACGUGCCCACAGUCAUGCAGCUGCCGCCGCGCCAGUCCCGCCUGGCACCCAUGGGGAAACCUCAGGGCGUUGACCCCGUGGAGAUUCUGAAUGAACGAGAGCACAGGAUCCAGCAGCGUAUUUCCCACCGUAUCCAGGACCUGUCCAACCUGCCAGGGAACAUGUCCGAGGACUUACAGCUGCAGGCUACCAUCGAACUCAAGGCACUGCGGCUGCUCAACUUCCAGAAACAGUUGCGUACUGACGUUGUGAGCUGCAUGCGACGCGACACCACGCUGGAAACGGCACUGAACUCCAAGGCUUACAAGCGCAGCAAGCGACAGGGCCUGCGGGAGGCCCGUAUCACGGAAAAACUGGAGAAACAACAGAAGAUGGAACAGGAAAGAAAACGGCGGCAGAAACACCAGGAAUACCUGAACUCUGUAAUGCAGCACGUGAAGGACUUUAAGGAGUACCACCGCACCGUGUCCACCAAGACGUCCAAACUGUCCAAGGCCAUCAUGACCUACCACUCCAACACCGAGCGCGAACAGAAGAAAGAACAGGAACGCAUCGAGAAGGAGCGUAUGCGCCGCCUCAUGAUGGAAGAUGAAGAGGGGUACCGUAAGUUGAUUGACAAGAAGAAGGACAAGCGUCUAGCGUACCUGCUGGCCCAGACAGACGAGUACAUCAAGAACCUGACCCAGCUGGUCCGGCAGCACAAGGAGGAGCUGGCCAAGAAGAAACGGGAGAAGAGCAAGAAGAAGAAGAAGAAGGAAAAGAAGGAAGGUGCUGAGGGGGAGGGGGAUGUAGACGAGAGCAGCCAGUUCAGCGACCUGACCAUCAACGUGAUCGAGACAGCGACCGGGCGCGUCCUCAGUGGGGCCGAGGCUCCCAAAGCCAGUCAGCUGGAGGCAUGGCUAGAAAUGAACCCUGGGUAUGAAGUCGCACCCCGCGAGGAUAGUGAUAGCUCUGAAGAUGACGACAGUGGGGAUGAAAAGGACGACGAGAACGAAGACUCGCAGUCUUCCAGCAAGGAUGCGAGCGAGAAGGACCGUAACACAGACGGAUUGGAUGAGGAAGACAAGAACAAGGAUAUUAUCACGAGCUUUGCACAAGCUACCCUGGAAGUAGACGACGAGUACAGUAAGGGAGACACAGAGAUGGACUACCAGACGUACUACUCCAUGGCACACGCACAGAGGGAAAACGUUCGCGAGCAGCCCAGCCUCCUCGUCAAUGGAAAACUCAAGGAGUAUCAGAUUAAGGGCCUGGAGUGGCUGGUGUCCCUGUAUAACAACAACCUAAACGGUAUCCUGGCCGAUGAGAUGGGCCUGGGAAAGACCAUCCAGACCAUCGCGCUCAUCACGUACCUCAUGGAGAAGAAACGCGUCAACGGCCCCUUCCUCAUCAUCGUUCCGCUCUCCACUCUGUCCAACUGGAUGCUGGAGAUGGACCGCUGGGCCCCGGCGAUCGUGAAGAUUGCGUACAAAGGCUCGCCCCAGAUGCGGCGCCAGCUGAUGUCCCAGCUGCGAGGCGGAAAGUUCAACGUCCUCCUGACGACCUACGAGUACAUCAUGAAGGACAAGAACAUCCUUGCAAAGAUCCGUUGGAAGUACAUGAUCAUAGACGAGGGUCAUCGGAUGAAAAACCACCACUGCAAGCUGACACAAAUCCUCAACACCCACUACAUGGCUCCCCACCGUCUCAUGUUGACAGGGACCCCCCUGCAGAACAAGUUGCCGGAGCUGUGGGCCCUGUUGAACUUCCUCCUCCCUUCCAUCUUCAAGUGUUGUGCCACCUUUGAACAGUGGUUCAAUGCACCAUUCGCUGCCACCGGUGACAAGGUUGAGCUGAACGAGGAGGAGACAAUCCUGAUUAUCCGCCGUCUCCACAAGGUGCUUCGGCCGUUCCUUCUGAGACGUCUCAAAAAGGAGGUAGAGUCUCAGCUACCUGAGAAGGUUGAGUAUGUGGUGAAGUGCGAGAUGUCGGCGCUCCAGCGUCUGCUGUACAGCCACAUGCAGUCCAAGGGCGUGCUGCUGACCGACGGGUCCGAGAAGGACAAGAAGGGGCGCGGCGGAACCAAGACUCUCAUGAACACCAUCAUGCAGCUCCGCAAGAUCUGCAACCAUCCCUUCAUGUUCCAACAUAUAGAGGAAGCGUAUGCAGAGCACAUUGGAUCAUCCUCAAGCAUCAUCCAAGGCCCGGACCUGUAUCGUUCUGGAGGGAAGUUCGAGCUGUUGGACCGCAUCCUGCCGAAGCUUCACGCGACGAACCACCGCGUCCUCCUGUUCUGUCAGAUGACCUCUCUCAUGACCAUCCUGGAGGAUUACAUGAACUACAAGGGUUUGCGUUACCUGCGUCUGGACGGCACCACCAAGUCGGAGGACCGGUCCCAGCUGCUGCACCUCUUCAACGAGAAGGAUUCUCCCUACUUCCUCUUCCUGCUGUCCACGCGCGCUGGCGGCCUCGGUCUGAACCUGCAGGCCGCCGACACCGUCGUCAUCUUCGACAGCGACUGGAACCCACAUCAGGAUCUCCAGGCUCAAGAUCGCGCCCACCGUAUCGGACAGAAGUCAGAGGUGCGUGUGCUGAGACUCAUGACCAUCAACUCCGUCGAGGAGAAGAUUCUCGCGGCAGCUCGCUUCAAGCUGAACGUGGACGAGAAGGUGAUACAGGCGGGCAUGUUCGACCAGAAGUCGACCAGCUCGGAGCGGCGCCAGUUCCUCCAGGCCAUCCUGGAGCACGAUAACCUGGGAGAGGACGACGAGGACGAGGUACCGGAUGAUGAGACCAUCAACCAGAUGAUCGCACGCGUGGAGGAGGAGUAUGAGCUGUUCCAGCGCAUGGAUCUGGACCGGCGCAGGAACGAGGCGCGGGACCCGAACCGUAAGCCUCGGCUGAUGGAGGAGGACGAGCUGCCCGCCUGGCUGGUGAAGGACGAGGCCGAGGUGGAGAGGCUCACCUACGAGGAGGAGGAGGAGAAGAUCUUCGGCAGAGGCUCGCGUACGCGUAAGGAGGUGGACUACAGCGAUGCACUCACGGAGAGGGAGUGGCUCAGGGCUAUUGAGGAAGGCAACCUGGACGAAAUGGAGGAACGAAAGAAGCACAAGAAAACACGUAAGAGGAAGGUCCGUGUGGAGGAGAUCGAAGAAGAGGGGGAGAAGAAGAAGAAGAAGCGAGGGCGGCCGCCAGCGGAGAAACUGACUCCGAACCCCCCAAAACUGACCAAACAGAUGAUGAAGCUGUACGACACGGUCAUGUACCAUGGGGACAGCGCCGGCCGCCAGCUCAGCGAACCGUUCUUCCGCCUGCCGUCACGUCGCGACCUGUCGGACUACUACGAGAUGAUCAAGAAACCCAUUGACCUCAAGAAGAUCAGGGACCGUAUCAAGAACCACAAGUACCGCUGCCUGGAUGAUCUGGAGAAGGACAUCAUCCAGAUGUGUAAGAACGCACAGCUGUAUAACGUAGAGGGAUCACAGAUCUAUGAAGACUCCAUCGUGCUCCAGUCGGUGUUCACCAAUGCCCGUGAGCUGCUGGAGCAGUCAGGUGACCUGCCGUCGCCCGGGCAACCUGAUGGGGAGGACAGUGAGGAGGAAGAGGAGGAGGAGGGGUCGGAGUCGGAAUCUCGCUCAUCACUCAAGAUGAAGAUCCGAGUAGGGAAGGGAGAAGGCAGAGGAAAGUCCAAGGGUAAGAGCCCACGCAGGAAGCCGGGGCGACCAAAGAAAGCCGUCGUUAGCGACGAUGAUGACUCAGACACCAACGAGCAACAGCAGGCUCCCAGCGAGGAGGAGCAGACAGAGGGUGAGGAAGAUGAGGGACAGUCACCAAGCUCAUCUCACGCCUCGUCUCGCGUAUCGUCUCCUGCUCCCGGGCACAGCAGAAAGCGAUGAGUCAUCACACAAUCUGAUGAUGUCAAGAAGAAUUGAACAGCUAAGUCAAAAGCAAAGCAGCAUCACAUGCUGGGAAUUCAUAAGAUGUAUAAAAACACAAGUACAAGCUUACCACAUUAGGGAGGUAAUAGAAUAGUGUUAGAAAUAUUAUUUAUCAACACAAGAAGCACAUAGUCACCACAAUACCUUAGAAUGUCCAAAAGACUAAAACAAAACAUGUUGAAGAGAUGAAAGACCUACUGUACCAUGUAAUAGGACAAGAGGUUUUGUGUCGACUUCUAGUUGUGAUGAUUUAGAUUUACCUCACUGUAAAAUUGAUCUGGUUAAAAAUGUUAACCUUGCACAACAAAAAGAACACUGUAAUGUCACAUGUACAAGUAAUAUGAUUGAUCAUGAAGCUGUCGUCUGUCUCCAUGUGAUAGGAAUAUCAGAACACAAUCAUAACAUGCUGGUUAGUUAUGUUUUACAAAGUGGCAUACAUCUCUGUGUAGGCAGUACCUAUGCUGUAUCAAAUCUGUCCCACUGUGGAAUCUGCUGUUGAUGCACAAGUCAGAUUUUAUAAAGGUGAUAUCAAGAUUUGUAGGUCUGGCAUGGCUCCUAAGGAUAUCCUUGUUAAGUAAGAUAUUGCACUUCACAAAGUUGUUAGUAUGUGGACGGUAGAACAAGGAUUUUGAAUGUUUGGAAAGAGAAAAGGUAUCUCAUGAUAUCUCUAUAUGAUGAACUUUGUACACAUGCAUUUUGUCAUGCAUUAUAUUGGCAACUGUUUUGGUUCCUAGAAAAAUGGUAAAAGAUGCAAUUUAGGACUUAAAGUUAACUGAGGACAUUAAAAGCUAUAAACACUACUGCAACAAGUCACAUUCAACAAAUUUGAUCUAUAUAUACACAUUGACUUGUAGUUGUAGAUUCUGGGUAGGGGGUUAUUUGUUGUUAUUAUCUAUAUUGUAGGGAUUUAGAGCAUUUUUCUCAUAAGUAUGUGCAUAUCUCCGUGAAGUCAUUGUCAUGAAUAAAGAAAAAAGAAAACGGAA
Molecule: messenger RNA, 5902 nt
Organism: Branchiostoma floridae (Florida lancelet)
Lineage: Eukaryota; Metazoa; Chordata; Leptocardii; Amphioxiformes; Branchiostomatidae
Product: probable global transcription activator SNF2L2
Exons: 32
Coding region: 171-4877 (1568 amino acids)
Biological process (GO): positive regulation of transcription by RNA polymerase II
Cellular component (GO): nucleus
Molecular function (GO): ATP binding; DNA binding; transcription factor binding
Source: RefSeq, a predicted model, not a curated record